This is a messenger RNA of Euleptes europaea (tarantolino), 1933 nucleotides long. It is a transcript of the gene LRRC70, whose product is annotated as leucine rich repeat containing 70. Gene Ontology annotation, molecular function: protein binding. The coding region runs from base 59 to 1933 and encodes 624 amino acids. NCBI's taxonomy places the organism in Eukaryota, Metazoa, Chordata, Lepidosauria, Squamata, Sphaerodactylidae. The record is from RefSeq and is a predicted model, not a curated record. The transcript has 2 exons.
CUGCAGAACUACAAUUUUUAACUGACAACAUGAACAUCACAUUCUAGCACAAUUAGAGAUGAUUGGGAGAAUCACAGUCCAGGAUAUGUGUCGACUUCGCCACCUUGGAUUGUUUCAGCAUAUUCUUAACUGUCUUCUUUUGUUGCUGAUCCAGGAGGAAAUACGUUGUUGUCCGUCUGUUUGCCUGCAUUGUACAGGCAGACAAGCUGACUGCCGAAAUUCAGGUCUUUCAUCUAUUCAGAAGGAUUUUCCCCAAAGUACUAUAUUCAUAUACCUAAGCGGAAAUAAUAUAUCUUGCAUAAAUACUAAUGAAUUGGUAGGGCUUCCGCAUCUUGCUGUUCUACACUUGGAUAAUUCUGGAAUUUUAAAUGUUUACCCAAAAGCAUUUUCUGAAUUAAAGAAACUGUGGUACCUACAUCUGAAUAAUAAUCAAAUUAAGCGUUUGGAUCCUGGAACAUUUGAAGGACUCUCAAAUCUCCGUUCUUUAUAUCUGCAAAAUAAUGAAAUUGCUUUUGUUCCUAGAGGAUUGUUUAAUGAUCUCACUUCAGUACAAUACCUAAUGCUUCAAAGCAAUCGCCUCAGCAUUCUUGGUAGUGGCACUUUCUUUGGAAUGAUUAGCCUUCGGAUUCUUAACCUAGCCAACAAUAAAAUUUCACAGAUAUCAAAUGCAGCAUUUCAUCACCUUGACAACCUUACGUGUUUGUACCUUGAAGGUAACAAUUUAACGCGCGUGCCAUCAAAUGCUUUUGUCACACUGAGUAGUCUUGAAAAACUUUCAUUGUCACAUAACCCUAUUGGAUCAAUUCCUCCCUUUACAUUUAGGGGACUUGACAAUCUCAAAUACCUCUCUUUAAAAAGAGCCAGCAUAAACAUUGUUGACGUGAAUGGAUUUGGGGGGUUAAAUCAUCUUAAAAGGUUAGUUUUGAGCAAUAAUAAUUUACAAAAUGUCAGUUCCGAUACCUUUGCAUUGUUGAAUAAUUUGAUGUUUUUGCAUCUUGACAGAAACAAAAUAAUCAAUAUUGCAGAUAAUGCAUUUGCAAAAAUGGGGCCAUCUUUGAAGAUGCUGAAUCUGGCAUUUAAUAAUCUUACAGAUAUGCAACCUGGCAUGCUCAGGCCUUUGGUUUCAUUAACUCACUUACAAGCAGAGUACAAUCAUUGGAAUUGUAGUUGCAGAUUACUUGGGCUAAUUACUUGGCUAGCAUCAUCUUCAGUCUCUGUAAAUAUUCAUUGCCAAUACCCUUCAAGGUUGCGUGGAAUACAUUUGAAUUAUGCUAAAUGGGAUUGGUUUCCAAACUGUUUCAACAGUUCCACAUCAUCUGAAACAAUCAAGAAUAUCAAGCCAGCAGGUAUCCAUCACAGUACCACUACUUUAUUGAUGAUAUGGGAUAAAAACUCCUCAAGCAAUUCAGUUUACAAACAUUUAAGGAACUCAGUCACAGAUACAGUGACUUUAUGGACGGAAAUACCUACCACAUCUGCUAGUCAACAUCUUCAUGAAGAGCAUUCGGUUGGGAAGCUCAGACCAGCAACUACAGUGUUUUCAUUGUUAACUGUGGAGAUGCCAGCACAGAUUAUACCUGAAGCCGCUUCUGUAUCAUUUAAAACCUCUCUAAUCUGUACACAGCAGGUAGAGAAACUAACUCGGGCUUUUGACAUUUUGUUAACCUUUUUUAUUUUAGCUUGUGCUGUUAUCUUCUUUCUGAUCUGCAAAAUGAUUCAGUUUAGACAGAAACUCAAAAUGCAAAAGAGCUCUGACAAUGGCAUAGAAUACUAUGGUUUUUAUCAGGCUGGUAGAUACCGUGUAACUGCUCCACUUCAGUCUGUGCCACAAAAUCCACUGGGAAGUUCAGAACUGGACAACAUUCAGCUCCCUAAAACAUCUGUACUGGAAAGUCAAGCGCAGGUCAUCUUAUUUGAACACUCGGCUUUAUAG